This is a messenger RNA of Scomber scombrus (Atlantic mackerel), 2668 nucleotides long. RefSeq names its product MON1 secretory trafficking family member A (gene mon1a). The record is from RefSeq and is a predicted model, not a curated record. The transcript has 6 exons. NCBI's taxonomy places the organism in Eukaryota, Metazoa, Chordata, Actinopteri, Scombriformes, Scombridae. Gene Ontology annotation, biological process: protein targeting to vacuole; vesicle-mediated transport. Bases 153 to 1697 code for a protein of 514 amino acids.
AGAAGCAGAAGAAGAGAAGUCUGUGUGAUCUGAUCUCUGCUCUGCUAGUUAGCCAGCUGCUGUAACUGUGACAAGCGGGUUGUGGAGCACAACGAUCAGAUGCAGGCAGCUCCGGACAUGAAAGGUGUGUGUCCCUGCCUUCAGUAGCAGUGAUGGAUGGAGAAGGCCAGAGAGCUGCUGCAUCCUGGGAGAAUGGUACUCUGGCUCCAGUGGACCGCCUUCGCUCUGAGAGGGCAGACAGCCCCACACCGGGUCUGGUGGAAGGAACUGAACCAGGUGCUGGCCAGAAGAGUGCUAUGUUUGUGCAUGCGCAGUCCUUUGAGGAUCUGACGGCCGAGGCUGAGGAAGAAGCUCGGAGGGAGACUGAACUGGACAAAUCAGGAGAGUGCGCAGAUGAUCUCAAAGCGCUGGAGGAGCAGCACAGCAACGACGUUUCAUCAGAGGCCAGGACGAAGGAGGAGGAUGUGUCCAGCGAAGCGUGGAGGAGCCACAGAAAACAUGUGUUUGUGCUGAGCGAGGCCGGAAAGCCAAUCUACACCCGCUAUGGCACCGAGGAGGCUCUGUCCAGUACCAUGGGUGUGAUGAUGGCCCUCGUGUCCUUCGUCGAGGCCGAGAAGAACUUCAUCCGCUCCAUCCACGCAGAUGGAUGUAAGGUGGUUUUCCUCACCAAGAGUCCGCUGGUCCUGGUGGGCGUGUCCCGCACCUGUCAGUCAGACAAGGAGCUGCUGCGGGAGCUGCAGUACAUCUACUACCAGAUCGUCAGCCUGCUCACCCUCACCCAACUCAACCACAUCUUCCAGCACAAGCAAAACUACGACCUGCGACGCCUCCUGGCCGGCUCCGAGUAUCUCACCGACAACCUGCUGCAUCGCUUGGACCGCGACCCCGGCCUGCUGCUCAGCGCCGUCACCUGCCUGCCUCUUCCCAGCUCCUCCAGGGAUGUGGUCUCAUCGAGCCUGCAGGCCGCCAAAUCCAAAAGCCUGGUGUUCUCCAUUCUGCUGGCAGGAGACCGCCUGGUUACUCUGGUGAGGAAAAAGGACCAGUUCCUGCACCACAUAGACUUGCACUUGGUCUUCAACCUGGUGGGCUCCUCCUCGUCCUUUCGAGAGGGCGAAGGCUGGACGCCGAUCUGUCUGCCAAAGUUCAACACCGCAGGAUUUUUCCACGCUCACAUUUCUUACCUGGAGCCCGCGUCCGAGCUCUGCCUCAUCCUGGUCUCAACUGACCGAGAGGACUUUUUUAACAUGUCCGACUGCAAGAAAAGGUUUCUAGAGAGGCUGAGUAAGCGCACUGCCUACACGGCCCUGAAAGAGGCACUGAAAUGUCCAAGCUACUCUGUGGCGCAGGUCGGCAUCCCGGAGCUCAGACACUUCCUGUAUAAGUCAAAGAGCUCGGGGCUGUACACCAGUCCGGAGUUUCCAGAGGUGUACCAGUCUGAUGAAGAGCAGGAAAGGCUGAUGGGUUUGUACCAGGACCUUCACAGCUGCCUGCACCAUCCAACCAGACCUCUCCGCUCCUUCUACCGCUGUAGUGAAUCUGAGAACCUGCUGGCAUGGGUGACAAGUGGCUUUGAGCUCUACCUCUGCUUCAGUCCUCUCGGGACCAAGGCGUUGGCCGUCUCUGCUGUCACCAAACUGCUGAAGUGGAUCAGGAAGGAGGAGGAUCGCCUCUUCAUCCUGAGCCCUCUCACAUACUGAGCCCUCUGCUGCCACCGGCUGACCUUCUGAGACAAAAAAAAAGCAUCACCCUCAACACCGACUGGCCUGGUGCUAAUAACGGCUGUAGACGAUGCAGUAGUCUGUUCAGUGUCUACGUAUGAUUAUCAAAGCUAUGCAUUUCUUGAUACCGGGUUCUCUUUGAUGUAAUUCACAGAUUUGUGAUGGGAGUAGGUAUCACAACAGAGAUAAAUUAAGGCUGUAUUUUAGCUGGCUAGAUUUUUUAUAAUUUUUAAUUUGGAUAAAACAGUGUGAGAUUGAAGCAGCAUCAGCACCAUCGCUUACCUAAUAACAACAUACUGUAAAUGAUUAGUUUUACUGUAAAGCUUCCCUAAGGAUGAAAAAUGCUGUCUUUGUCUUUUUAUUGCUAUGAACUCAGUUCUUAAAAAUCAAGAAUAAAAAUUGACUUUGAAAACUGGAAUUUCCUCAAGACCUGCCUUAGAAUGUAUUCUCUUGUUCCCAGUCAUCCUGUCCUGAUAUGAGUUAACCACAUUCCUGUUUUCCCUUCACAUAAUGACCAAUAACUAAAGGAAUCAUUGUGUCCCUUUACGUCUAUGCACUUUCAUGUUGCGAAAGGCACUCCCAAGAGAAAUGUGUUAACGAGUUUACUGCUGUCAGUUGUAUUAAAAUAAUAUGUCGUUGUCAGUGUGAAGGAAUUUUAAUGUAUGUACAUUAAUCUUUCAGUGUCCAAUAGCAUUUUACUUUGAAUAUUCCCAUACUGAUAACAGUAGAACUGUUGUGUGAAUCUGUCCUGCUUGUUGUCUAAUCAUAAAGGUUCAUUGUAUUUUAUGAAAUCCAGCUUUGCUUAAGCAAUCCAGCGUUACCUCUUCUGCUUCCACUAAUCAUGCCUUAACUAAUGGCUGUUGUGCAAAGCCAAUAUAAGGUUGUAACAGUGCAGGUUUACUGCUGCCGCACAGUUUCAAGAUUAUAUAUUAAUAAAUGACAAGUAAUAA